This is a messenger RNA of Penicillium manginii, 1458 nucleotides long. RefSeq names its product Zn(II)2Cys6 transcription factor domain-containing protein. Gene Ontology annotation, biological process: regulation of DNA-templated transcription. The transcript has 3 exons. Gene Ontology annotation, molecular function: zinc ion binding; DNA-binding transcription factor activity, RNA polymerase II-specific. The coding region runs from base 1 to 1458 and encodes 485 amino acids. The record is from RefSeq and is a predicted model, not a curated record. Lineage: Eukaryota; Fungi; Ascomycota; Eurotiomycetes; Eurotiales; Aspergillaceae.
AUGGCGAUAAUCUCAAAGGGUUGCGAGGAUUGCCGGGCUAAGAAGAUCCGUUGCGAUCAGAAACAGCCCCAUUGCGGACGUUGCACUCGUGCGGGCAAACAGUGCCGGUAUCGGGAUCCAAAUGAGUUGAUGUUCCGAGAUAAAACAGAGCAUACUAUCAAUCGCGCUCGUCGUCUAAUUGCAGAGAAAGCAGCCUUGAAUCAAGUCAAGCCCAUGCCUUCAUCGAAACUUUUUCAUGGUCUGAAUGCUGGCGUUCACAAGCUAGACAUAAUCUCCGCCCACUCCGUGCACUUACCUCCAGCCAUCGAUCCAGGGCGGACGAUGCGCUACCAGGUUAUGUCAUCUUAUUGCUCCGACUAUUUUCCUCGUAUAAAACUCACAAUCGAUGUUAAUCCUACCCACUUCGUUUUCUUGGGCAUCUUCGCCCUAUCUCAAAAGAGUCAUAUGCUAGAGACUGCCUGUUCUGCAUUGGCAUACAUUUUCCAAGGCAAAGUUCACCAUGAUGAGCAUUCUCUGCAACAUGGCAUCCGGCUUUACAAUCAUGCAAUUCGCCAUUUAGCGAGCGCAGUGAGUCGCAAAUCGGAUACGGUCAAAACGCAAGAUAUCGUGUAUACCACCGUUAUUUUCCAACAGAUCCAGGGACUCACUGGGUUCAUGCAUCUAUCAGACGAUACAAUAGACUGGCUGAAGGAGCCACACAAGGGUGGCAUAUGGGCUGAGUAUCUUGAGAGUAUGGCCGAGCUUUCACGAAUUGGCAAGGUUGUCAGUACUACCAAUACCUCUGAUCACGCUGCUUUCAAGUCUCUCCUUUCCGACUGUCUUUCUCUCGAAAAGAAAUGCAUGGAAAUGUGGACGAAGAUCAAUCCCAAAAGACAACCUCCAACAUACGCCCGCGGCGAACUCACAACCGGAAUCGCACCCACGGAUGCUUUAUUUGGCCCAGCUUAUCGCUUCUCCAGUCUCGAUGAGGCCAUAUUACAUUCCUUGCUCUGGAUAGCCCUCUCCUUCCUCUUCCCCCUAAUCCGCCAAUGCCAUGUCCUUUCAAAACCAAAACAUGAUUUCCCGGAUCCCACUUCCAUGGUCGACGAUUUCCAGGACGAAGCACAUCGCAUUUCAAUAUCCUAUGUCGCCAAGGCAGUUCGGUGUCUCCCAUACAGUAGUCAAAAGGGCAUGAAUGCGUGGGGGUUGUCUUACGCGGUGUGGGUCGCAACUCAGGCUUCUCGUGUAUACGCGCACACCAGGGAUUGGGAGCGCUUUUCAUGGGCGCAGAAUGCUUUGUCAUAUUUGGAAAACCGCGGAUUUGGCUUCGCUGCUCAGUUCCGUGAUAUGUGGGGAAAGUAUUGGUUUGAAACCGAUAAACACGAUGCGUACAGGGUUCUGAGUUUGAGAACCCCGCCUGAAAAGUAUAAAAAUGAUCCUAAUGGAGAUACAGAAAAAGGUACUACUAUGCUACCAUAA